AUGCGCCGUGUUCCCCUAUGGCGUAGGACCUGGUCCGCUCCCCACUCGCCGCAGGGCGGGGUUUCGUGUUGUCCGAGCGGGUCCGGUGUGGACAUGGCUGCUCGCUGCACCCAGGCGGUGCUGGCCGCCCUGGGGGUGCUCAGUGUCUGUUCGGCCAGCAGCUCCGGAUCCGAGGCUUCGGGGGAGGCGGGUGGGGAGGCAGAGCUGGAGGAGCCGUGGGAUGGCGCGGUUUUCCGGCCGCCCGCUGCCCUAGGCGCUGUGGGGAUAGCGCGCGGGGCGGGGUCGCCACCGCCGGGAAACACGGAGACGUUGGACCUACCAGUGUUGCUGUGGUGGAGCCCAGGUCUGUUUCCGCACUUCCCAGGUGACUCGGAGCGGAUAGAGUGUGCGCACGGCGCGUGCGUGGCGUCCCGGGAUCGACAGGCGCGCGCCGACCCGCGGACGCGCGCAUUGCUCUUUUACGGCACGGACUUCCGCGCGGCUGACGCGCCCCUGCCGCGCUUGGCGCACCAGAGUUGGGCGCUCCUGCACGAGGAGUCGCCGCUCAACAACUUCCUGCUGAGCCACGGCCCGGGCAUCCGCCUCUUCAAUCUCACGGCCACCUUCAGCCGCCACUCGGACUAUCCCCUGUCGCUGCAAUGGCUACCUGGGGCCGCCUAUUUGCGCCAGCCUGCGCCUCCGCUCCGGGAGCGCGCCGAGUGGCGUCGCCGCGGGUACGCGCCGUUGCUCUACUUGCAGUCCCACUGCGACGUCCCUUCCGACCGGGACCGCUACGUACGCGAACUCAUGCGCUACAUCCCGGUGGAUUCCUACGGCAAGUGCCUGCAGAACCGCGAGCCGCCCACGAUGCGGUUACAGGACACAGCUACGGCCACCACCGAGGAUCCAGAACUCAUGGCCUUUUUGUCCCGCUAUAAGUUCCACUUGGCCCUGGAAAAUGCCAUCUGCAAUGAUUACAUGACAGAAAAAUUGUGGCGCCCCAUGCAUCUGGGUGCUGUGCCUGUGUAUCGUGGAUCACCCUCUGUGAGGGACUGGAUGCCCAAUAAUCAUUCCAUCAUCCUAAUUGAUGACUUUGAGUCCCCUCAAAAGUUGGCAGAGUUUAUUGACUUUCUGGACAAAAAUGAUGAAGAGUAUAUGAAAUAUCUCACAUACAAGCAGCCUGGAGGCAUCACCAACCAGUUUCUUCUGGAUAACUUGGAGCGCAGGGAGUGGGGAGUGAAUGAUCCUAUGUUGCCUAACUACCUCAAUGGCUUUGAGUGUUUCGUCUGUGACCAUGAACUGGCUCGGCUGGAUGCCGAGAAAGCACAUGCAUCCUCUCCUGGGGACAUUCCUGUCCCCGAGCCUCACAUUGCCCAGUCGUCGCACAUGAACUGUCCAGUGCCUGCCCCUGGCUUUGGGAAAGUCGAAGAGAUUCCUGAGAAUGACAGCUGGAAGGAAAUGUGGCUACAAGAUUAUUGGCAAGGUCUCUAUCAGGGGGAAGCUCUCACCGCCAUGAUCCACAACAAUGAGACACAGCAGAGGAAAUUUUGGGAUUAUGUACAUGAGAUCUUCAUGAGAAGGAAUAAAAAUCUCUAACUGCUUUCAUCCAAGAGCUGUUAGCUUGGAAGACUUAAGGAGACUGCUUUAAGCAUCGACCUUUAGUGAAUACUGUCUACUAUGGAUUGAUGUUUUCACUGAUUCUCCUGCCCUGUAUUGGGGAUUGGAACCUUGGGUUUUGAUAAUGCUAGGCAAGUACCCCCAGCCCUCCCUACCUAAAUGGUAUGGAGCCAGUAUCUCAGCCUGUGGUAAGAGAGCUUCUCAAAGAGAAGCAGAAGCCAGAAACACCCAUUUGAUUCAAGUACACUUUUCAUGUUUGUAGCCAUUUCAUCAUUUUAAAUAUGGGCAGGAUGGGUUCAGGCUAUGAACUAUAAAACUUCCGUUAUUUAGUACCUUUAAAUAGUGUCCAUUCCUCAUCAGCUGUUAAUACUGGUUGGGAGGCAAAGCCAUAUGUGUGGAUGUGUUAUUCUGUUUUUCUGCUUUUUUCUCCCUUUUGAGAUAGGUCUCACUACAUGGCUCAAGCCAGCAUCCAAUUGUAGGCCAAACUGGAAAGAUUGACAAAUGAGAGAUUUACAUCAUUCUUAAUGCUUGGUUUUCUUUUCUUUUCUUUUUUUUUGGUUUUUCGAGACAGGGUUUCUCUGUGUAGUCCUGGCUGUCCUGGAACUCUGUAGACCAGGCUGUCCUCGAACUCAGAAAUCCGCCUGCCUCUGCCUCCCAAGUGCUGGGAUUAAAGGCGUGCGCCACCAACACCCGGCUCCAUUCAAUUCAUUAUUCAAAUUUUCUCACAUUCUUCCAGAUACCUUAGUCACUGGUUUGGGGUUUUGUUGUUGUUGUUGUUGUUUUGUAUUUAGGAAGGCAAGCAUUCUAUAUAUUGAGUUAUAGCGCUACAACUCUAAUACUGAGGGUUUCUUUGUAUGAGGUUUUUGUUUGUUUGUUUUUACUUGUUUUUUUUUAAAUAAAGCCAGCCCAAGGCCCAGUUCAAACAGUGAAGAAAGCAAGGGAUUUAAGUCACCCUUAAGUGGCUAGCUAAAUAAAAACUUUAGAUUUGGGGUUGGAGAGAUAGCUCCACUGUUAAGAGUACUGGCUACUCUUCUAGAUGGCCCAAGUUUGAUUCCCAACACCCACAUAGCAGCUGACAACUGUCUGUAACUCCAGAUCCAGGGGGUUAGAUACCUCAUCUUAUCUCUAUGGGUACUAGGCAAGAAUGUGCUGUACAGACAUACAUAUAUUCAAGCAAAACUCCCAUUGUAUCCACAACAACCACACCUGGAAAUCUGAAGAUACAAACUGCCUACUGAUGUAGGACACCAGGAGCUUUUUCUGGGGCAAUAAGAAAGAAUGCCUUGGCCCUUAAAGCAAUGCUUAUUGUAUUGAUGAAUUAUCACUUGAGAAGCCUCUUGGCUUAUCAGUGUAUCUGAUUGUGAACUACAGAUAUCUGUGAAUCCAUGUCUAUACAGAUAGAUACAUAUAUGCAUGGUAGAUGCUUUAAGCAACCAGGCUUCAUGGUUAAUACUGUGACAUCUAAAGAUGUGACCAAAAAAAGCUUUAACAUAGGUUGGAAUUACAUUGCUAACAAUUUUGUUUUUCCUUAUGUGUGUUGUUGGAGAUGGACCCUAAGGCUCUGCACAUGCUAAGCCUGCACUCUGCCUCUGCCUUAUGUGCCCAGACCUUUAUUUUGUUUAGUAAAAAAUGUCUUCAGUAAUAGCAUGGAAAUUGUUUAACCUAUUUUGUUUUUUUGUUUUUUUGCAGAGAACAAGAUGUUAAAAAAAAAAAAAAAAAAAAAAGAGUGGGUCCAUGAGUGCUGGGCCAACUUGGGUUACAACAGCAAGACUGUCUCAAAAAAAAGUUAACAUUUUACAGUAUAGAUGGGCAUGGUUGUGCAUGCUUUAGUUUCAGCAUUCCAGCACUUUGGGAGGCAGAGGCAGGUGGAUCGAGUGUUCCAGGCUAGCCUGAGCUCUAUGUUGAGACCCCAUCUCAAUAAAGAAAGAAACAUAAAUAAAUAAAUAUAGUAUAAAACAAGCCAGAGGAUUCUGAUUCCCAAUCAAGUCAUCUAUUUCAGUGCAGGUUUUGAUUCCUAUAGCAAAAUAAGUAUUAUUCAAAUAAAAGCUUAUAUCAGAACUCAGAUGUGAUGUGCAACAGGAAGGGUAAGUGACGGGUAUGUGGGUGUAGGGUCCUGUCCAUUCCACCAGCUCACAUGAACACUCACUCCUCUAGUGCUUUUAUGCAAAGUGAGCCAGCUGUUCAUGAAUGGUUAUGGCUGGAGAAUCAAGCUUGUUUUUUUGCUCAGUUCUUCCCAGGCUUUAUCCUUUAUCCCUAUCAUUAUGUAAAUAAUCAUUAAAAAAAAAAAAAAGGGCAAAUCAGGUGCUACAUUUCCACAGGGGAAAGAACUAUGAAUAACCACUUAGUACUAUACCAAUGAAAAAGCUUUACUUUCCAUAUGAAAAAAGCAACAAGAUUUUUUUCCGGUUGAGGCUCAGCCACUAUGUAUACAGCGCCAAUGUUUGCUAUAGGUUAUGGAUACUAGUGGUAGAAGUUUCUAAUAGGAGUCUUAUUUACCGCCAGAGUGUGGGAGAGGAUACAAGGCUGAUGGCAAGUGUUACUAUCUGUUUUAUUAUCUCAGGUUUCAUUUUAUAUAAUAAACUGCUUUUUACAGUGUC
Molecule: messenger RNA, 4193 nt
Organism: Arvicanthis niloticus (Nile rat)
Lineage: Eukaryota; Metazoa; Chordata; Mammalia; Rodentia; Muridae
Gene: Pofut4
Product: protein O-fucosyltransferase 4
Cellular component (GO): Golgi membrane
Molecular function (GO): alpha-(1->3)-fucosyltransferase activity
Source: RefSeq, a predicted model, not a curated record